This is a messenger RNA of Oryza sativa Japonica Group (Japanese rice), 1783 nucleotides long. Its product is annotated as mitochondrial carrier protein CoAc2. The record is from RefSeq and is a predicted model, not a curated record. Gene Ontology annotation, cellular component: mitochondrial inner membrane. Lineage: Eukaryota; Viridiplantae; Streptophyta; Magnoliopsida; Poales; Poaceae. Gene Ontology annotation, molecular function: coenzyme A transmembrane transporter activity. Gene Ontology annotation, biological process: mitochondrial coenzyme A transmembrane transport.
CCCCCCGGGGGCACGCACGAAACUCCUCGUCUUCUUCCGCUAUUACUAUUCUCCCUCCUCUUUGCGUCUCUCCGCCUCCGCCUCCGCUUCGACCUACCUCUCCUCCUCGCGUUCGCUUCUCCCCCCCUCUCCCCCUCCCUCUCCCGCGACGAGGCGGGAGGCAUGGAGGCGCGCGCGCGGGGGCGGGAGGCGGGGGAGGGAGGUUGGGGCGGAGGCGGAGGUGGCCUGCCGCUCGCCGUGCGGGAGCUCGUCGCCGGCGGGGUGGCGGGGGGAGUCGCCAAGACGGCCGUCGCGCCGCUCGAGCGCGUCAAGAUCCUCUUCCAGACUAGAAGAGCAGAAUUCCAUGGUUCUGGAUUAAUUGGAUCAUUUCGAACAAUCUCUCGAACAGAAGGGCUUUUAGGGUUUUACAGGGGAAAUGGAGCCAGUGUUGCUCGGAUUGUUCCUUAUGCAGCUUUGCAUUAUAUGGCCUAUGAAGAAUACAGACGAUGGAUCAUUCUUGGUUUUCCUAAUGUUGAGCAAGGCCCUAUUCUUGAUCUAGUGGCUGGAUCAAUAGCUGGUGGAACAGCUGUCAUAUGCACAUACCCUCUUGAUCUAGUUCGCACAAAGUUGGCUUAUCAGGUUAAAGGUGCAGUGAAACUUAGUUUAAGAGAAUAUAAGCCCUCUGAACAGGUUUAUAAAGGGAUCCUUGAUUGUGUCAAAACAAUAUACAGACAAAAUGGGUUAAGAGGCCUAUAUCGUGGCAUGGCUCCAUCGUUGUAUGGAAUCUUCCCUUACUCUGGUCUUAAAUUCUACUUUUACGAGACUAUGAAGACUUAUGUACCUGAAGAGCACAGAAAAGAUAUCAUUGCAAAACUUGCCUGUGGAUCUGUGGCUGGUUUGUUAGGGCAGACAAUAACAUAUCCCCUUGAUGUUGUUAGGCGGCAAAUGCAGGUUCAGGCCUUUUCAUCAUCCAACCUAGAAAAGGGAAAAGGAACAUUUGGAAGCAUUGCUAUGAUAGCAAAACAUCAAGGUUGGCGGCAACUGUUCUCAGGAUUAUCUAUCAACUAUUUGAAGGUGGUCCCAUCAGUAGCCAUAGGGUUUACAGUUUAUGACUCAAUGAAGGUUUGGCUUAAAGUUCCAUCGAGAGAGGACACGGCUAUUGCUGCGCUGACAGAAGAAAGAAGUAAUGCAGCCCCUGCUCACUCCAGUUAGUACAAAUCAUACUCUUUUGGUGGUGCAAUCCCCUUCAUUGCCUUGAUAUUUUCGGCAUGUAACAUAGCAUUAUUUCUUGGGGCUGUUGUACCACCACAAUUCUUAGGCUCAUCCAACAUAGUGCAGAAAAUAAUUCGGCCUUCAAUAAGCCCAUAAGCGGCAUGGUCACGGAUGCCUAAAGAUUGGCAUUUGACUAGAGAUAGAAUUCUUUGCUGAUUCUAGGGGAAUUUCACAAUGUACAGAUUCUGUAUAUAAUUGAAUACAGCUAGUAGCUUGUAUCUAACUGAAAGCUUAGUAAAUUCACAAUCCAGAGCCUUUCACCAAUAUCUGUACACUGACUCUUUUUAAAGACAACUCUGUUAGUAUUUCCUUCAGCAGGGGCUGAGAAUGAGAUUUCCUGUUGCCAUAGGUAGGUUUCUAGGAGUAGGUUGAUAGGUUUGAGUGUUUGCUUGCAGUUUUUGCCUGAAGUACAUGCAUCUAUCAUGCCUUGCUUUCAGCACCUUGUUGGAUUCUUGCAACACGGCUCCUGUUGGGCUUGAGCUAAGAUUCUUGCAAAAAUUCAGAUUCCUUGACUUUGUGGCCUCUGCUUGUA